AUCGGCCCAAUAAAGAAGAAGAAACAACAACAAUUUUGCCAUAUUUUUUUCGACAUCCACAAUCAUCAUCAUUAUCAUCAAUAAAUAUUACGAAUAAUUCAACAUAUUAUCAAUCGAAUUCGGAUUCGACAAAUGACAAUGGAAAUAAACAUUCAUCACAACCACGAACAGAUUUAUAUACGAUCGAAUUGACAUCUCCAUCAAUAACACAACAACAUCACCAUUCAAGACAAGCUAAACUUGAUGAUGAUAAUAUUGUUUUCAAUUAUAAAUGUCCUAAACAACAUUUUAUUCAUCCAUGCGAUUGUCUCGAACUUGACAAACGAGCUGAAAUGUAUGAUGAUGGCAGUGGUGGUGGUGGCGAUGGCGACGACGAUAUCACCGUGAAUGGAACGCCAACAUUCGAAAUGAUCGAAGAGGAUCCCAUCCAUCCUGAUCUAAUUGAAACAGUUGUUCUUUGUAAAAAUAUUCGAAAUGCUCAAGUACUUACUGAAGCUAUUCGUGGUUUUCAAGGACAUCGAGUGAAUUAUAUGGUUCUUGAUGGAUGUAAACUACCUCCUUUUCCUAACAAUCUUUUCAAGGGCAUUCACAUUGUUUGGAUGGAAAUUCUAAAUUCAACUAUGCAAUUUCAUGACAAUUUCUUUCAAAAUCUUAGGCAUUGUCCAUAAAAUUCAAUCAAAAAAAAAUUGUAUAAUGACUUGAAAGUUUUCCCGUGAUUGGAAUCAUCGCUUUGUAAAUAAAUUUCUAUAAACAUUAAACAAACACUUGGGAUCGAAUGCAUGUUGGAAAAUUUAU
Messenger RNA from Dermatophagoides pteronyssinus (European house dust mite), 795 nucleotides. RefSeq lists its product as uncharacterized. Lineage: Eukaryota; Metazoa; Arthropoda; Arachnida; Sarcoptiformes; Pyroglyphidae. The record is from RefSeq and is a predicted model, not a curated record.